GGUUAGUCUUGGUGUUAUCAUGUCUGGACGUGGGAAGGGCGGCAAAGGCUUGGGCAAAGGUGGUGCUAAGCGCCAUAGGAAGGUGCUCCGCGACAACAUCCAGGGCAUUACUAAGCCUGCUAUCCGCCGCCUUGCUCGGCGUGGCGGUGUCAAGCGUAUUUCUGGCUUGAUCUAUGAGGAAACUCGCGGGGUGCUCAAGGUUUUCCUGGAGAACGUGAUUCGCGACGCAGUUACCUACACGGAGCACGCCAAGAGGAAGACUGUUACCGCUAUGGAUGUGGUCUACGCUCUCAAACGUCAAGGCCGCACUCUUUAUGGAUUCGGUGGUUAGGUUUG
Molecule: messenger RNA, 336 nt
Organism: Tachyglossus aculeatus (Australian echidna)
Lineage: Eukaryota; Metazoa; Chordata; Mammalia; Monotremata; Tachyglossidae
Product: histone H4
Exons: 1
Coding region: 20-331 (103 amino acids)
Biological process (GO): nucleosome assembly
Cellular component (GO): nucleosome
Molecular function (GO): structural constituent of chromatin; DNA binding; protein heterodimerization activity
Source: RefSeq, a predicted model, not a curated record